Messenger RNA from Leptosia nina, 219 nucleotides. Lineage: Eukaryota; Metazoa; Arthropoda; Insecta; Lepidoptera; Pieridae. The record is from the annotation of a GenBank genome assembly.
AUGUGGCGAUACGCGACGCGCUCAAAGGAUGUAUUAAAAUCCUUCAACCGGAUCGCACUCAGGUUUAUUAGCCCCAAUGUUCUAAAACAUUCGCACACACGAAGGCCUAAUCGUCUGGGUGGUAUCGCCCAGCUUGGUUCAAUGACGGCCGCUCGGCUUCAGUCGCGUCUCUUGCCCCACGGGGGCCGCACGUAUCCAAGCUCCGCUCGCGUUAUAUAA